AUGGACCAGUUCGAGGUUCGUUAUCCAAGCGGCAGCACGAGCGGGGGUCGGUAUCGCCUUCUGGAACUGCCAUCGGACCUGAGUAAUCUACUCGAAUCCGCCUCUGGUCAGCAAAUCAAACUGGAGAUCAAGGGGCAUCCGACCGAGGAUGCGGUGCUAUGCACGGCUAACAGAACCUAUGCAUUGCGGUCCGUUGUGCUAUCGAACUCCGUCCUCGUGGUUACACCCCGAGUUGAGCAUGAGGACGGCGACGUAGUCAUCCAAGACACCGUCAAUGAGGUCUUGGAGCUCCAACCAACUGUGCCCAAAGUACACGUGCUUCGUUCCCUUCUACGAGGUCGAGAUUAUGACGGAGAGUUCGAGGAUGAAAAUGAUACGUCUGCAAAGAAUCCAUAUACGUACCUGGAUGCCAAGCACGACAUCCAGGCGAGCGACGAAGAGCUGGAUAUAGGCCUUCGCAAGGCCCAUAUAUUGACUUUGAAGGGACAACUCCGUCCGAUAACCGACGCCCAUCUCCUGACCAUCUUGGAGCUUUUGUUGAAUACCCUGGUGGUGCUCUCAGUACCACACGACUCCGCGCCAGUUGAAGAUCUCUCUGCUGCGCUCCAAGAUGAGCAUGAUAUACCGAGACAUGUCUCCGAACAGGUCAUGGGCUGGUUCGGCACUCUUGACUCCAACGCAGGGAAAUGGAAUAUGGACGUGGAUGCUGUCGUUCGACAAAUCGGUAUCGCGUUGCUUCGGUCUCAUAGGAAGGAGCCGAUCCCCGAGGCGCAAUUCCUCGAGAAAUGGCGAAAGGCUGUUGGUGAUACAUUCGAAGCCUCCGUGACGAUCACACAUCUGGCCGGGGAUUAUCUGGCGUCGGCGAACGUCGAUGGAACGUCGAUCUCGUACUUCCCGAGUGCAGAACUGCCCAUGGAUCAUGCUGCAAGAUUCGGGAGCUUGUUCCUCGCGCGAUCACGGUGGAAGGCGGGCGAAAUCGCCCCAUUUCUGUCCGACAUCGCGAUAGAUCCUAAGGAGCGCGACAAAUUACUCCUCAAGUAUGCCCGUGCCAAUCAAGAUGGAGACGGAAUAUGGUACAGUGCCCGGUCUCAGUACACUGCGUAA
This is a messenger RNA of Punctularia strigosozonata HHB-11173 SS5, 1104 nucleotides long. RefSeq lists its product as uncharacterized. The record is from RefSeq and is a predicted model, not a curated record. The coding region runs from base 1 to 1104 and encodes 367 amino acids. The transcript is spliced from 6 exons. Lineage: Eukaryota; Fungi; Basidiomycota; Agaricomycetes; Corticiales; Punctulariaceae. Gene Ontology annotation, biological process: maintenance of mitotic sister chromatid cohesion; mitotic sister chromatid cohesion. Gene Ontology annotation, cellular component: chromosome, centromeric region; nucleus; chromatin.